AUGACUGUUGAAACUAUAACCCCCCAAACACCUGUGUCUCUUCCGAAGACCGCUGUCAUUUGCAACGAUUUUAAACUAGAUCGAGUGAACGAGCCAGCUAGGAGCAUCUUAGAAAAAUAUAGCAAGAUCCCUUCGCGAGAAAUUUUGGAGCACGUCAGGAAAAUAAGGGAUGAAGCAUUUGCUGAGUUUCCCUAUCCUUGUAUCGGACGGUUCUCUUUUCUCGACCUGAGUAUCUCUCAGUCACCUAAAUAUCCUGAGAUCCUUCAUCGCGUGGUGAAUGGAGAAAAGUUCCUGGACCUGGGAUGCGCGUUUGGACAAGAACUUCGUCAACUUGUGUACGAUGGAGCCCCCUCGGAUAACCUCUACGGAUCGGAUCUUCACAACGGUCUGAUGCAUCUAGGCUACGACUUGUUCCGUGAUGUCUCCACCCUCAAGUCUAGGUUCAUCGCGACCAAUAUCCUCGAAGGGAACAGCGACCUUAUCUCCCAGCUGAGUGGACAGAUGAAUAUCAUCUACUCAUCCCUAUUUUUUCAUCUUUUUGACUGGGACCAGUCAUUGGUGAUAGCCAAACAUGUGUUGCGCUUGCUCUCUCUACAGCCAGGCUCGAUGAUUACAGGCCGUUUCGUAGCUUACAGAGAUUGGAACUUCGCGAAGGAGAAAUUGGGAUCAACCCUGCGGUUCUAUUUUGACCUGUCGAGUUGGACUCAGCUGUGGAAGCAGGUUGAAGUUGACACGGGAAGUAAACUGAACAUAGAGCAUUGGGAGCAGAGCGACAAUAUGCUCACGGACAAUGGGAUAGGUGGGUAUAUGCUCUGCUUUGCAAUCACUCGGCAGUAG
Molecule: messenger RNA, 837 nt
Organism: Aspergillus novofumigatus IBT 16806
Lineage: Eukaryota; Fungi; Ascomycota; Eurotiomycetes; Eurotiales; Aspergillaceae
Exons: 4
Coding region: 1-837 (278 amino acids)
Source: RefSeq, a predicted model, not a curated record